AUGCUCGCUGGUCUUCGCACGGCCACUGCUGGCCCGAUUCUAUACAGAUGUUACAAUUUUAGUUACAGACUUUGUUACAAUCUCUGUUACUCCCCAUUCUCAACUAGCUGUUUCACCACCACCACUUCUUCCCCCCGAUCUCUUCUCGUUGUUUCUACCAACCGUUGCUUCAGCACAAUUCCUCCCAGAAAACCCACAAUGGCCGACUCUAUCGAUCUCCUGUCUAAGGCUCUUGCCCAGAAACUCACUCUCACCGCUGAGUCCUCUUCCGAUGACUUUGUCCGCGAACUAGGCUCCAAGUUCCCCGCUCUUUCUAAGGAAGAAACUGCCGAACAGUUCCAGUGGCUCACUCUUUCAGCACGCUUCCCUGAAUCUCUCCCCGAGCUUAACGAGACUCUGAAGCACCGCACCUACCUGCUCAACACCCUUGAGCCCUCUCUCGCCGAUGCCGUUGUAUACUCCCGUGUCAGUCCCAUUGUUUCCAAGUGGUCCGAGGACGAAAUCAAGGCAUCCCGCCACAUUGUCAGAUGGGUUGAUCUCAUCCAAAACUCUCUCAAAGUCGCUGACGACCUUAAGAUCAAAGUUGAUCUUGACCUGUCUGCUCCCAGAGAAAUCAAGCCCAAGGUUGAGAAGAAAAAGACCGAUGCUCCCGCUGUUGAUGCUGCCGACAAGAAGGCCGACAAGAAGGCUGAUAAGAAGAAGGCUGACAAAAAGGAUGCUGCUGUUGCUGCUACCGCCACUGCCGCUGGUGAGGCUCCCAAGAAGACUGAGAAGAAGAAGAAGGAGAAGAAGCCCCAGCCCGCUAAGGUCGAGGUUCCUGUUACCCCUGCAAUGAUUGAUCUGCGUGUGGGCCACAUCCAAAAGGCCAUUAAGCACCCCGACGCUGAUGCUCUCUACGUUUCUACCAUUGAUAUGGGUGAUGAGGAAGGUCCCCGCACUGUCUGCAGUGGUCUUGUCAAGUACUUCCCUCUUGAGGCCAUGCAGGACCGCUACGUUGUUGUCGUUGCUAACCUGAAGCCCGUCACCAUGCGUGGCAUCAAGUCCAGUGCCAUGGUUCUUUGCGCUUCCAACGAAGACACUGUUGAGUUUGUCAACCCUCCUGCUGGUUCUAAGCCCGGUGACAAGAUCUUCUUUGAGACCUUUGAUGGCACCCCUGAGGCUGUUCUCAACCCCAAGAAGAAGAUUUGGGAGCAGAUCCAGCCUGGCUUCAGCACUACUCAAGACCUUUCCGUCAUUUACCGCAAGGAGGGUGAGUCUGACAAGCGUCUCGUCAACAAGGCCGGCGAGUUAUGCAAGGUCAAUUCUCUUGUUGCUGCCAAUGUCCGAUAA
Molecule: messenger RNA, 1329 nt
Organism: Magnusiomyces paraingens
Lineage: Eukaryota; Fungi; Ascomycota; Dipodascomycetes; Dipodascales; Dipodascaceae
Exons: 2
Coding region: 1-1329 (442 amino acids)
Cellular component (GO): methionyl glutamyl tRNA synthetase complex
Molecular function (GO): tRNA binding
Source: RefSeq, a predicted model, not a curated record